Acanthoscelides obtectus is the source of this 339-nucleotide messenger RNA. The record is from the annotation of a GenBank genome assembly. Lineage: Eukaryota; Metazoa; Arthropoda; Insecta; Coleoptera; Chrysomelidae.
AUGUUGAAAUUUGAAGGUUAUAAGGAUAAGGAAUGUUGUUUUGCAGCUUAUGGUAAGUUUGACGACUAUGGGGUUGGGACGUAUGGAGCUAACUGCCUUCUGUUUACAGAACUAAACGAGUUUCUUGUUAUGCCAAAUACAAGUGCUCUGCAGAGCGAGAGUUCCACGGCACGAGCACCAGAAUUUAGAUGGAGUCAUCAGGCAACCAAAAUUCUCAUUGAAGAUUAUGGAACCUUUAAAAGGAAGCUAGGUUCCUUCGACGUCAAAAAUUCAAAGAUGAUGUGGUGGAAAAUAUCACAGGCUUUACUAGACUAUAACGCCAAACAAUUGCAUGAAUAG